This is a messenger RNA of Oreochromis aureus, 2631 nucleotides long. It is a transcript of the gene hnf4a, whose product is annotated as hepatocyte nuclear factor 4, alpha. The transcript has 10 exons. Bases 293 to 1657 code for a protein of 454 amino acids. Gene Ontology annotation, molecular function: RNA polymerase II cis-regulatory region sequence-specific DNA binding; nuclear receptor activity; zinc ion binding. The record is from RefSeq and is a predicted model, not a curated record. Lineage: Eukaryota; Metazoa; Chordata; Actinopteri; Cichliformes; Cichlidae. Gene Ontology annotation, biological process: cell differentiation; positive regulation of transcription by RNA polymerase II; anatomical structure development.
CUCUGGUUAGUGGUAUGAGGGAAGGAAGAGAAGGACACCAGCUCUGCUGUCAGUCACUGUUCACCUCUCUAACACCAGUAGGUCCCUACAACACUCAACUGGGCCAAGGAGCUGUCCUGUCACUGGGCGGAGCUAGACCCAGAAAGAAGGAGGGGGGUUUGCUGAGGUGUGUGGGGGUGUGAGAAAGGAAGGUGGAGAAGGAGAAGGAGGGGGGCACUCUACUUUCUUGGACAAGUCUUUCUGUCCCACUGUCAAGUAGUUGAGAAUUUGUUGGCCUAAAGAACUAGCAGACAUGGACAUGGCAGACUACAGCGAAGCUCUGGACCCAGCCUAUACCACGCUGGAGUUCGAAAACAUGCAAGUGCUCCCCUUGGGUGCAGACUCCUCACCAGCUGAAAGCGCUAACAUGAACGCCGCGAGCCACCUGGCUGCAGGCAGUUUGUGUGCCAUAUGUGGAGACAGAGCCACAGGUAAACACUACGGUGCCUCCAGCUGUGAUGGCUGCAAGGGCUUCUUCAGACGCAGCGUCCGGAAAAACCACAUGUAUUCAUGCAGGUUUAACAGACAAUGCAUUGUGGACAAAGACAAGAGAAAUCAAUGCAGGUAUUGCCGACUGAAGAAGUGCUUCAGAGCUGGCAUGAAGAAAGAAGCUGUACAGAAUGAACGAGACAGAAUCAGCACCAGGAGAUCCAGCUAUGAAGACAGCAGUUUACCAUCCAUCAACGCACUCAUCCAGGCAGACGUGCUGUCAAGACAGAUCACAUCCCCUGCUCCUAUACUGAAUGGUGACAUACGGACUAAAAAGAUCGCCACCAUCACAGAUGUGUGUGAGUCCAUGAAACAGCAGCUGUUGGUCUUAGUGGAGUGGGCCAAGUACAUCCCAGCCUUCUGUGACCUGCCCUUGGAUGACCAGGUGGCAUUGCUCCGAGCUCAUGCAGGAGAACAUCUCCUUCUCGGUGCUGCAAAGAGGUCCAUGCUUUACAAAGACAUCCUCUUAUUAGGAAAUGACCACAUCAUUCCCAGAAACUGCCCAGAGUUGGAGGUGGGCAGAGUAGCAGUGAGAAUCCUGGAUGAGCUGGUGCUUCCCUUCCAAGAGCUUCAGAUAGAUGACAAUGAAUAUGCCUGCUUAAAAGCCAUAGUUUUCUUUGACCCAGAUGCUAAAGGUCUGAGUGACCCUGGAAAGAUCAAGCGGAUGCGAUACCAGGUCCAGGUGAGCUUGGAGGACUACAUCAACGACAGGCAAUAUGACUCUCGAGGCCGUUUUGGAGAGCUUCUCCUGCUCCUGCCGACACUACAGAGCAUCACUUGGCAAAUGAUUGAACAGAUCCAGUUUGUGAAACUCUUCGGCAUGGCCAAGAUUGACAAUCUGCUUCAAGAAAUGCUUCUUGGAGGUUCUGCUAAUGAAGCACCACAUGCACCUCACUCUCUGCAUCCUCACCUGGUUCAGGAGCACCUCAGCACCAAUGUUAUAGUGACCAGCAAUAUGCCAACGCCAAUCCAUAAUGGUCAAAUUUCCACUCCUGAAACCCCAAUUCCAUCUCCACCUGCUGCCUCCAGCUCAGAACAUUAUAAAAUGGUUCAGGGGGUCAUAGCCACUGUUCCCAAGCAGCCAACCUCCAUCCCUCAACCAACUAUUACAAAACAGGAGGCCAUUUAACAACCCCUUAAAUCUUUAUUCCUUCAGUUUUUUUCUAAUUAAACCAGGGUCUUUACAUGUAUGUUUAUACACAAUCAGCAUUGAAGCUGUUAACUUGACUGGAACCCUAAAGUAGCUGAAUACUGUAUAUAUAUCUAUAAUAAAAAUCUGCAGGUGUGGUCUUUACAGAUUGAUAGCCUGAGUUUUCAGGCAUCACUUUGUACAUGUAUGCAGCUGCAGCUGAGCGUCAUGGCUCAGUGAAGGCCAGAUAAAACCAUAAGCAUUGUAAUCUUCUAGGCUCACUGCCUUUCGGUAAGACUGACACUUAGAAGUACACUGCUGUAUAUAUUAUAGCUCAUUAUUGGGUAACUUCAAUUCCAUUGUGUCCUAUGCAUGUCCUCAGUGUGUGCAGUAAGGCUUAUGUUAGAAAUGGCAAAGUAAUCAUGUCAGUAUUUCAUGAAUGUUACAACAGGCCUUACACUGUCAUAUAUUUAGUGUUUAACUUUUUAUUUUUUUUUUUUUCAUCUUUCUUAAGAAUAAAAUGAACUCAGAAAAAAAACCUAAAGAAAAUUCCUCUAAAGAGUUCGGCUUUGCCUUCGAGUUGCUCUCAAAUAUUUUGUGGCAAAACUAAAAUAUAUGGGGUUUGUUUUAUACACUAGGAUAUGCAUAUUUACAGGAGUGAAUUUUAAAGUUUUAAAAUUUACUCCAGUAUAACCAAGCUUGGCAGGCUGUAUACGGUUAUCUACACAGAGACUUUUAGAAAGUCACAGGCAGACAUGCUAAAGAAGUUUCCCAAUAAUAUGUUGUGUUGGGUUUUAAAAAUAUAUUGUAUGUUUUUUUUUUGUUUGUUUGUUUGUUUUGUUUUGUUUAGUACUUUGUCAUGGUUUAACUGAUGGAAUAAAUUGUGCCUUUUAACCUGUACUGCCUUACAAAACCAGGUAAUGUUUUGCCUUACAAUGUGAAGUUGAGUUAAUAAAUCUUACAGUUUAUUUUUA